Suillus bovinus is the source of this 3459-nucleotide messenger RNA. RefSeq lists its product as uncharacterized. The record is from RefSeq and is a predicted model, not a curated record. The transcript has 5 exons. Bases 1 to 3459 code for a protein of 1152 amino acids. NCBI's taxonomy places the organism in Eukaryota, Fungi, Basidiomycota, Agaricomycetes, Boletales, Suillaceae.
AUGGCGCACCCAGCGCCCGGAAUCGUAGCAUGGACAACCUCUAUUCGCAUGUCUAUGGCAAAGGAUCCAUGUCGGCAAUUAUUCGAAGACCAGAUCCAAACACACGGCUUUAUCUUCUUAGACGAUUACCUCGAGAAUAUCUUAGCUGGUCCAAAGCAAGAAGCAAUCAUCAAUCUCGUCAAGACACCCGCUCGAAAGAGAACCGCGCCUAAGCGAACCAAAGCCACUUCAGCAGUCGCAAAGGUGCAAAAUUCUACCCUUUCGUCUCUCGAGGAGGAGGACAUGAGCCAGGAGAAUCAGCCACCUGUCAACAGCUUUCAUAAAGCCCUCCUUCACGCCAAGCAGAAUGCGGAAUCCAUGCGUUCUCAUGCAGACAGCAACUGUGCCGAACAAGUUUUCCCGCACCCCAAGCCCGCGGGCUCGAUUGUGGGCGAGCAUGACAGUCAUGAUCUGAAUCAAGAGGACAUGAUGGUACCACCCCUCGACGCCUUACAUUCUAUUCCCCUUGAUUUACCGACCCACGCUCGAGAGCCACGCACUGGCAAUCACACCCAACCACUUCCACAGAUAACAGCAGCCAGCUCUCCGAUCACGCAUGUUAGGGAUGCAUUGACUGCUCCGCUGCCCAUUUUACCUGCGUCCAGCUCUGCUCCUGAGUCAACCGUUAUGGUAGUUCCACUUAACGACUCGCCAUCUCGGAAUCUUGCGCAUAAGAGCAGCGCAACGCAAUUUCCAACACUUCGCGCUCCAUCUCCGCUACGUAAGUCAAUGCGUGUCGUAGUAGAACCAUCUACAGGUGCUGGGGUUCUCGCGUCAGCUGCUCCAGUACAAGCGCAACCUUCCGCACUGGGUAAACGUACGUCGUGGCUAAUGAAGGCCAGAGAGGUGAAAGCCAUGGAAGGCAUUGUCCAUAACAAGACAAGCAUUCUCGGCCCUGGUACUGGCACAAUGGGUCCCUCUGGCACAAUGGGUCCCUCUGGCAAUACUGUCGCUCCUUUGAAGCGGAAAAGUAGCGACAUGGCUGCUGCACCUUUGGCUCCAGAUAUGACCGACGAGGGGCGUAGAGCCAAAGUAGCCAAGGCCUCCAAGUCCGAUUCUGCUCCGCAAAAUUUGAAGGACCCACCUCUGAACCAGGGGACAGCUAUGCCAACUCAGGCUCCUUCAUCCAUUCUGGCGCCGACUGGAGCUGUGCAUCUUCCUGAGGAGCACUGGGAACCACUGAACGAUAAAGAGGAAGAUGCUAGUUUCAUUGGGGUGUUUAAACGUACAGUUGAAGGUCUUGGUGCCCGCGCGGGCAAAAGCAUGGGGAAGUCCUUUGGUGGUGGUGUGGCAGCCGCUGCACUUGCCGAAGCUCGUGCUGCUGCGGAAGCAAGAGUAGCGGAGAGGAACAAACUUAAUGAAGAACAGCUCACAGAGUCAGAGGACUCUUCCGCACUAGAGGCUAAAGAACCCCAGCUGGCGACUGAGAACGUUAACCCAAGAGAAUCAGAACGCAGACUCAGUAUCUCUGACAUUGUCUCUACCAAUGAGAGCCCAGUAGCCCUCCAUUCUACAUCUGCAGCGGAUGAGAGCGUCUCAACAACCCCGCCCAACUCCCCACCACCCACUCGUACUUCUGGCUCCGGCUUCGUUCCUCCUCCUGGUCCAGUGUUUAACAGGCAACCUCCUCCCGUGUUCAUGCCUCCUCCUAUCUUGAAGCAUGUUGCUCCUCUCGCCAAAGAAUUCUCUUUCAAUUUGCCGACAUCAACCUUUACGCUUCCUCCGCCAAUAUCACUGAGUCUAGCAGCAAAACUUACAUCGUCUCCUUCCUCACGUCCUGCUCCACAAGUCGGCGGUACGCAUCAACUUUCACAAGCAAGCACAUUGUCAGAUGCUGUCUUUGAUCAAGUGGAAGAUAUUCCAGCCUGGAUGCCCUCUACCCAAGACACUGAAUACACAGACGGUUCAGAGUCCCAGAUUCAUCGGACAAAAUUCGCUACACCUGAAGAUGACGAUGACGAUAGUUGGCCCCUUGAGGAGAAGUUGGCUGCAAGCGAGCAGGGAUGGACUCCUUUUAAUUUCAAUAACAAGGAGGACAGCAUGACAUGGAGUACACUUCCUACUGAAUCUCAGGGACUCACCAGAACCAGAAGUGACCUGACUGGUAAUUCAGUGAAGAAUGCGGUGCAGCAAGAUGAAGGACCCGUAAUCCCCAGUACCUUCCCCAUGGAUAUAGAUCGUGACGUUGCUCAACUUCAGGACAAUGAAUCCAAUGUCUCUGAACCAGAAGCCGACCACGAGUCAAUUAUGUAUACGAGCGAUCUGGGUGAUGUCCUCAAGGCUGGCCAGCUUACUUCCGGUGUCAUUCCGCGGAGCGAGAGCCAAUUAUCCAUAGCUUCGACAUCUUCCUCUUCCCAGCAGUCACAGGCUGGAUUCUUCAGUCAAGCCACAAAACUCGUCAAUAGUAUGCUUGGUACGGGCAAAAAGGCCAAGCCAGAGGUCAAGAGCCUCCAGCUUGCAGCUGUCGCUGCGAAGAAGCAAGAAGAAGAAGCUAACAAAAAGGCCACCCGUCUCAAGGAGAUGGAAGCGAGGCGUCAGGCAGCGCUUGCUCGCAAGGCAGAUGAAGAAAAGUUACGCGCUGUUGAGGAGGAAAAGAAGAUCAAGGAGGAAUCCGAGAAGCGCAAACGUGAGCGCGACGAGACUACGGAAAAGCGGCCUCUCAAGACCCCUGCUGUGCUUAAGAAGACAGAAGAAGACGCGACGAAGAAGCGGAAGAUCACCAUCGACGAUAAGAAACCCGACGUGAAAAAGCCGCCUUCAAAAGACAAGAAAGAUACCCUUCCUUCCAAGUUGGCGAAAUCCAGUUUGGUUACUCCUGCAGCAAAAGUUGCGUCUGCUUCCAAGAACACAAAAGUCCCCGCAUCAUCUGCGCUUGUAUCUUCUGCCACUUAUAAUGCAUCACAGAAUGCCGCCGGGUCAUCUGCAGUUAAACCCGCAGCUACCGAAGUGAAAUCCACUAAAGUUGGUCCUCCCAAGGGAAAGGCUAAGGCUGCACCACAGGAGAACGAAGAUAAGCUUCCCUCCGCCAUGGUGCAAAAUCAGAUGGCAGCGCGUGCAAUGGCCCAGAUACGUGCAGCUAAGCAACAGCCACCUGAAGUUCCGAGCGAGAGUAUUGAACUUCCUGACAUCAACAGCGAAUACUCUGACUCGGAAGAUGAAGAUCGGCCGCGGACGUUUGAUCCUCCUGAUUGGGCUCAGUCCCCAGAGCUCCGACAGGCACUGCAAACGCAGAGCACAGUUGACCCGGAUGACAUAUUCGGAGCGAUCCGGCCGCUGCGAAUGGAGGAGUUGUUCAGGACGAGGCAGAGCCGGUUUAGAGCACGAACAAGUUCAGCGAAUUGGUCGGGUUCAGACCGACUGACGGUUGAAGAGGAACGAGAGUAUGCCCGUCGCAUGGGAUUUACCAAACAUACAUCCUGA